AUGGGCCCCUGUACCGCCUCCUCAUGCUGCUGCCAGGCCCGUAAUCUGCCAUGGGCCCCGUACCGAUUCCUCAUGCUGCUGCCAGGCCCGUAAUCUGUCAUGGGCCCCUGUACCGCCUCCUCAUGCUGCUGCCAGGUCCAGAGUGUGUCAUGGGUCCCUGUACGGCCUCCCAUUGCUGCUGUCUCCAUCGCCACACUCUGCCAUGUGCCACUUUCAGGUCUCCUCACACUGCUGGUGGGUUCCAUUUUGUCAUAGGGUGCUGUAUGGCCUCCCAUUGCUGCUGCCUCCACCGCCACACUGUGGCUCCACACUCUGGUUUUGGCCCCGUGACUGCCCAAAUGAGUGAAGUGUGCGGUGAUUCUAAGAUCGACGGCACUCAUCUGCAUGUCAUACUGACUGACAGUAUUAUUUCUCUUCCACAGCAGACUCCAAGGGCAUUUAAAUUAAAGGUACAGUGUUCUGCACUAAUAUAA
Messenger RNA from Staurois parvus, 473 nucleotides. Lineage: Eukaryota; Metazoa; Chordata; Amphibia; Anura; Ranidae. The record is from the annotation of a GenBank genome assembly.